This is a messenger RNA of Leptosomus discolor (cuckoo roller), 2814 nucleotides long. The record is from RefSeq and is a predicted model, not a curated record. NCBI's taxonomy places the organism in Eukaryota, Metazoa, Chordata, Aves, Leptosomiformes, Leptosomidae.
AUGGAAUUAAAAAAGGGGAGGUCAUUUUGGAUCUUCUGCCUAAUUUGGAGUUGUUGCAAGGGCAAAGAACCCGUUCAGAUAGUCCAGGUCUCUACUGUCAGUAAGAGUGAAUGUGCCACCUGGGGCAAUUUCCACUUUCAUACAUUUGACCAUGUUAAGUUCACUUUUCCUGGAACCUGCACGUAUGUCUUCGCUUCACACUGCAAUGACAGCUACCAGGACUUCAACAUCCAAAUCAGACGCAGUGACAAGAAUAGCUUCCUGAUCUACUUCACUGUCACCAUUGAUGGACUGAUCUUGGAGGUGAAGGAGACAGGCAUCACAGUGAAUGGGAACAAGAUCCCCAUGCCCUUCAGCUUGAAGAGCAUCCUGAUUGAGGACACCUGUACUUACUUCCAAGUCACUUCCAAGCUGGGCCUGACACUCAAGUGGAACUGGGCUGACACUCUCCUACUGGACCUGGAAGAAACAUAUAAAGGGAAAAUAUGUGGUCUAUGUGGGAACUAUGAUGGCAGUGAGAAGAAUGAUUUGAUUUUGGAUGGGUAUAAAAUGCAUCCAAGGCAGUUUGGGAACUUCCACAAAGUAGAGGAUCCAUCAGAAAAAUGUGCUGAUGUGAGACCAGAUGACCACACUGGAAGACAUCCUAGGAGGGAAGACAAUAGAUGCAGUAAAUAUAAAAAAAAAUGCAAGAAACUUAUGUCCCGUUUUGGAAACUGCCCCAGAGUGGUUGCAUUUGAUGACUACAUAGAGACCUGCACUGAGGAUAUGUGCCACUGUGCAGUUAAUUCUUCUCACUCUGAUUUGGUUUCCAGCUGCAUAUGCAGCACUUUAAACCAGUACUCCCGAGACUGCGUCCUCAGGAAGGGAGACCCUGGGGAAUGGAGAACCAAAGAACUUUGCUGUAAUGUAUGCCCAUCCAACAUGGAGUACAUGGAAUGUGGAAAUUCCUGUGCUGACACAUGUGCUGACCCAGAAAGGAGCAAGAUUUGUAAAGCCCCGUGUACAGAUGGCUGUUUCUGUCCUCCUGGAUCUAUCCUUGAUGACCUCGGUGGCAAAAAAUGCAUCCCCAGAGACAGCUGCCCCUGUAUGUUUCAAGGCAAAGUCUACUCAUCUGGAGGGACUUACUCCACUCCCUGCCAAAACUGUACUUGCAAAGGAGGCCACUGGAGCUGUAUCCCUCUGCCCUGUUCCGGAAGUUGCCAUAUCGAUGGAGGAUUCCACAUAACAACGUUCGAUAACAAGAGAUUCAAUUUUCAUGGCAACUGCCAUUAUGUCUUAGCUAAGAAUACUGAUGACACAUUUGUGGUGAUUGGAGAGAUCAUCCAGUGUGGGACAUCAAAGACAAUGACUUGCCUAAAGAAUGUACUAGUCACACUAGGAAGAACUACUAUAAAAAUAUGUACCUGUGGGAACAUCUACAUGAACAAUUUCAUUGUGAAGCUGCCAGUAAGCAAAGAUGGCAUCACCAUCUUCAGACCCUCUACAUUUUUCAUCAAAAUCUUGAGCUCAACUGGAGUACAAAUUCAAGUGCAAAUGAAACCUGUAAUGCAGCUCUCCAUAACAGUUGAUCAUUCUUAUCAGAAUCACACAUCUGGUCUUUGUGGUAAUUUCAAUAACAUCCAGACUGAUGACUUCAGAACAGCUACUGGAGCUGUGGAAGAUUCAGCUUCUGCUUUUGGUAACUCAUGGAAAACUAGAGCCAGCUGUUUUGAUGUUGACGACAGCUUUGAAGAUCCUUGUUCAAACAGUGUGGAUAAAGAAAAAUUUGCCCAGCAUUGGUGUGCUCUUCUGUCUAAUACAAGUGGUGUGUUUGCUGCCUGCCAUUCUGUUGUAGACCCUUCUGUGUACAUCAAGAAAUGUAUGUAUGACACCUGCAAUGCUGACAAGAGCGAAGUGGCACUGUGUAGUGUGCUCUCUACUUACUCCAGAGACUGUGCUGCAGCAGGCGUGUCCCUGAAGGGCUGGAGGCAGGGCAUCUGUGAUCCCUCUGAGGAGUGUCCUGAGACUAUGGUUUAUAACUACAGCGUGAAGUACUGUAACCAGUCUUGCCGCUCGCUGGAUGAACCUGAUCCGCUGUGUAAAGUUCAGAUUGCUCCUCUGGAGGGCUGCGGCUGCCCUGAAGGGACCUACAUCAACGACGAGGAGGAAUGUGUAACUCCAGAUGACUGUCCCUGCUACUACAAAGGCAAGAUUGUUCAGCCUGGCAACUCCUUCCAAGAGGACAAACUGAUGUGCAAAUGCAUUCAAGGAAGAUUAGACUGCAUUGGAGAAACUGUCCUGGUAAAAGAUUGUCCAGCUCCCAUGUAUUACUUCAAUUGCAGCUCUGCAGGUCCUGGUGCGAUUGGAUCAGAGUGUCAGAAAAGUUGUAAGACGCAGGACAUGCACUGUUAUGUUACAGAAUGUGUUUCUGGCUGCAUGUGUCCCGAUGGGCUGGUAUUGGAUGGCAGUGGAGGAUGUAUUCCCAAAGAUCAAUGCCCAUGUGUCCAUGGAGGACACUUUUAUAAACCUGGGGAAACAAUCAAAGUGGACUGCAACACAUGCACCUGUAACAAAAGGCAGUGGAACUGCACAGAAAAUCCCUGCAAGGGAACUUGCACUGUGUAUGGAAACGGGCAUUACAUGAGCUUUGAUGGGGAGAAGUUUGAUUUCCUGGGAGACUGUGACUAUAUCCUAGCUCAGGAUUUUUGCCCCAAUAACAUGGAUGCUGGCACCUUCCGAAUUGUAAUUCAGAACAACGCCUGUGGGAAGUCACUCUCCAUCUGCUCCCUAAAGAUCACACUGAUUUUUGAGGCAAGCAAGCUGAGGAAGGUUUAG